Molecule: messenger RNA, 1551 nt
Organism: Branchiostoma floridae (Florida lancelet)
Lineage: Eukaryota; Metazoa; Chordata; Leptocardii; Amphioxiformes; Branchiostomatidae
Product: ficolin-2-like
Exons: 7
Coding region: 340-1506 (388 amino acids)
Source: RefSeq, a predicted model, not a curated record
GAAUGUGAACAAAAAAGUACAGAAAAUUGUCCUGCAGAUACCUCACUUCGUCACUAUUAGUAUUGCAUUGUAUCAAUCAACUAUCAUUGGUCAACAUCCCCAUAUGCUUCAUUCUCAAAAAUGGAGAAAGGUCACCGAUCAAAGAUCAUGAAAUAAGUCAACCAUUACUUAUUAAGUAGCAAGCUUUGCCUAACAAAGGUCAACAUCCUGUUAACAUACUUAUUACACAGACAGGAAUAACAGCAACAGUUACUUCAAGUAAACUUAUUGUGGGCCUGCAGAAAUCAGUAAGCACAUUCUGCUAGUAUAAACACAGUGGACUAGCAAACACUGUAUAAGAUGGCACCUAGAGCUGUGGUGCUUUUGUUCCUUCUGUUAGUAGAUCUCAGCUAUGAAGCUGUUCCUAUAGGGGUCAGGAACAGGCUGGGAGAGACCGAGGAAGCUGAUCACACUACAACAGCCUCUUGCACAUCGACAUGCUGCUCGUCCAGUUCGGACCAGGCGCUGGAACACCUGCUGCAGUACCUGCACACACAGGACCACCUGGAGACCACUGUGCAGGAACUACAGGGCAAGGCUGAUGUUCUUCAGGCACAGGUCAACGAACUCAAUCAGAAUGAGCAGAGUGCAUACCUUGCUGAACAGGACCUAAGGGCAGCAAUAGCUACCCUUCAGAAUACUGUCACCAACCAGGAUGCCCUGAUGGAACAGCAGGACAGCACCAUCCAGCAACAGGCUGCAGCUUUACAGCAACUCCAGGGAACCAUACAGCAACAAGCUGCCCUGAUACAGCAGCAGGACAGCACAAUUACACAGAUGCAGGCUCUCCUGGCACAGCUGGCCAACAAAGUGAACGGUCCCCGUGACUGCCUGGAGCUGUUGAACACCGGCCACACCACCAGUGAUGUCUACACCAUCUACCCAGAUGGAGGGGGGAAGAGCCCCAUCCAUGUGUACUGUGACAUGGACACUGAUGGGGGCGGAUGGACGCUCUUCCAAAAGCGUCAGGAUGGUUCAGUGGAUUUCUACCUGGACUGGCAGGCAUACAAGACAGGGUUUGGGGACCUGAGAGGAGAGUUCUGGCUAGGCAAUGACAACCUACACCGACUGACAUCCCAGGGUAUGUAUGAGCUGAGGGUGGAGCUGGAGGACUUUGACAGCAACACAACCUUUGCCGAAUACAGCACAUUCAGGGUGGAAGAUGAGAUGCACAAGUACAAGCUAUCUCUUCAGGGGUUCUCUGGAACUGCAGGUGAUGGCAUGGCCAACCACAACAACAUGUACUUCUCCACCAAGGACAGAGACAAUGAACAGCACGGUUAUGACUGUGCUGACAAGUAUAAGGGAGCAUGGUGGUACGGAGACCGCAUCUGCCACCGGUCCAACCUGAACGGACAGUACCAUGCCGGGGCCCACCAGUCCUUUGCUGAUGGAAUCAACUGGCAGCCGUGGUUGGGAAACAACUACUCCCUGAAGCGUACUGAGAUGAAGAUUAGGCCAAACUAGAUUUCAUCACUAUUCGGUUAUCAAUAAAGUAUCAAAGUCAAGAAA